This is a messenger RNA of Funneliformis mosseae, 396 nucleotides long. NCBI's taxonomy places the organism in Eukaryota, Fungi, Glomeromycota, Glomeromycetes, Glomerales, Glomeraceae. The record is from the annotation of a GenBank genome assembly.
AUGAAUUUAAAUGAAAACUUUCAUAAAGGUCAAUGUUUACCGGCUUUGCAUUUAAUGCAAAACUCAGUUCUAGCUUCAGUAGAAAAUCCAGCUGAAAACCCAGUAGAAAAUCCAGCACUGACUCCUGAAGGUGAUCUUAUAUCAUUUGCCAAAAACCUACUGUCAUACCAGCUAGCCCAGCUGAGAGAAGAAAAUGUGCUGGUAGUCGAUCUUUUAACUGAUGAUAUUUCAGAUAUAAAAGCGGAACCAAGUUCUAAUACUCAAAAAGAACAAAAAAAGAAAUCAAUUUUAACGAUAGAUGAAUUAAUAAAAUGGCUAUCAAAAUCAGGAAUAAAAAAUAACAAAAAAUUAGAUCAAAGCCCAUACCCAAAACAGAUGAGGAAUGGUAUGAUUUAA